AUGGGUGACCAGCCGGCGGGCGUGGGUUUGGAUGCUGGUGACAGGCCGGUGGGCGGGGCUUCGGAUGCUGGUGACAGGCCGGUGGGCGGGGCUUCAGAUGCUGGUGACAGGCCAGUGGGUGGGGCUUCGGACACUGGUGACAGGCCGGUGGGCGGGGCUUCGGACACGGGUGACAGUCCGGUCGACGGCACUGUCGUCUCAGAACCGCCGUUGGCUGACCCGCCAGGGCAAGGGCCCGCGACGGACAGCAGGGAGGAAUUCGAGAUGUUGCCCAGUCCCAGCGAUUCUGAUGACGGCCAUAUUGAAGGCCCUCCCCCUCUGGUAGACGCUGGAGAGAGAGAGGAGGAGGAACGAGGCGGAGUCACGGAGUCUGUGGUCAACCCUCUCGUGGCCCCGGCAGAGGAGUGGCUAGACGUUUUGGGUAAUGGGCAGCUUAUGAAGAAGGUUCUGGAAGCUGGGAAUGGGCUAGACAGCAGGCCACAGAAAGGACAAAAUGUUAAAAUUCAUCUGAAGAUCUCAUUGGCCGAUGGCACCGCUGUGGCCGAGGAUCCUAACCUCUCUUUCACCCUUGGGGACGGUGACGUCAUACAGGCGCUGGAUCUCACGGUGCAGCUGAUGGAGAUGAACGAAAAAGCCCUCGUCCAGACCAGCGCGAGAUACGCCUACGGAGACCUGGGAAGCGCUGCUCCGGCCGUAGGACCCGAGGCUGACCUGGCUCUGGAGGUGCGCCUCCUGGAGGUCACGGACGCCCCUGACCUGGAGCUCCUGCCCCCCCCGGAGAGGAUCUCGCUGGCCGGGCGGAAGCGGGAGAGGGGAAACGAGUACUACCAGCGCGGCGACUACGCCUUCGCCGUCAACUCCUACGGCAUCGCCCUGCAGGUCACCGAGGCCAGCUCCACAGUGGAGCUCACUCCUCAGGAGGAAGAGGAGCUGCUGGACGUGAAGGUGAAGUGCCUGAACAACAUGGCCGCCGCUCAGCUGAAGCUGGAUCGCCCCGAGGCCGCCCUGCGCUCCUGCGUGGCUGUGCUCGCCCACCAGCCCGACAACAUCAAGGCCCUUUUCCGCAAGGGCAAGGUCCUGGCCUUGCAGGGCGAGUACGCCACAGCCAUCGGGACUCUGAGGAGGGCCCUGAAACUGGAGCCCGGCAACAAGACCAUCCACGCCGAGCUCUCCAAGCUGGUGAGGAAGCACUCGGAGCAGAAGGGGAUGGAGCAGGCCAUGUACAAGAAGAUGCUGGGAAACCCCUCGUCUGGACCUGUGCAGAAGCACGGGGCCAAGUCCUCAUGGGGCGUCACCUGGAAAUGGCUGUUUGGGGCCACCGCGGUCGCCAUCGGCGGGGUCGCCUUGUCCGUGGUCAUCGCCGCCAGAAACUGAAACGGACCGGGACCGGGGUGUCGGUGGACUUUUCCCGCUCCUGCAAAGAGAGCCGCCGAGCGGCCGCGCUCUGAUUGGGCAGUUGGGCAGGAGGGCCGCGCUCUGAUUGGGCGGUUGGGACUCCCGCCCUUAUUGGUCCUGACGGCCUUCAGUCCUAAUUUCUGCGGCAGUUUUCACACGUUCAUCGUUUCCGUGAAAUUUUUUGAAAGACAGAACUGGAUGGACGAAUAGACUCUAAAAUGAUUGUCUCGUUCACGUUCAUAUGUGAAGCUACAUUCAUUUUAAAUGUGUUCAUUAUAUAUCGCUGAGACAUUUAUGGCUGCCAGUGCUAUUUAACUCUCCCCCCCCUCCUGAAGUAAUGAUUGUGAAUGCGUAUGAACUGAGCAUUUAGUUGCUAAUCUCAACUGGCUAACAUUCAGCUGGCUCAAUGUGUAUAUGUAUCUAUUUGAUGUUUCUAUCUGGUGUUUGGCUCUCCUGUUAAGAGGAUGGCCCUGAUGCUGAAGCCCUAAAGCUUACCUGGAUGCUCUCUUUUCAGUCAGUCUGGCCUCAGCCACCAUCUUGUAAAUGCAUAAAAUUACGAGCACUAAGCGUAAUACUGUUGUUCUGUUCAGUGAGAAAGACCUUAAUUGGCCUCUGGGAACCGGGGAGAGUGAUUGACAGCAGACCAUGCAUGCUGGGAAGGGCUGAACUGAUCAUUGUUGGGAUUUUUUUUUAAAUGUGUUUUUGUUUUUGCAGAUACAGAAGAAAGACCUUUGCAGCUCAAGUAAUCGUCUGGGUAGUAAUUCCACAGGGAGGCUUGCUCCCUGCUACCCCCCUUUGAUAUUUCUGGGACCAAGUUAUUUUUUAUUUUUUUGUUACACAGGGAUCCUUCCAAAAUCUUUUUUGUAUAUUCUUUUUACAUUGAUUAAGCGUUGUUGUUCAGAUAAUGUUUUUUUUUCUAUUAAGCUGAAGGAUUACUGUAUGAAUGGAAGGACAGGACUGUUUGUGUCGUCAUAUUUAUUUGUCAGAGGUGUUUGUUUGUGUCACAGAUGGAAAACAAAGAGAUGUUUUUCUUGCUCUAGACCCGGCCCUGUAUGAGGACUCCAGACAUUAAGGCAUGUGGAAGAAGAGCGUUGUGAAAUCGCUGGGUAUUUUUUUUUUUUUUGCAUGAUGAAUUGCGUUCUGUUGCUUCACAAGCCUUCUCAUUCUGCCAGUACUGGGUUGGACCUGAGCGCUAGUGAUGCUAACGAGCUACAGGCAGCCAGGUUAGGUUAGGUUGAAGCUGAACAAGUUUGGUUGAAGGUGAGCUGUGUGAUCGGCGUUUAAGCUCGAAGGCCUGCAAGCUGCUCACGAGGUGCAUUCGGUGUGUGUGUAUGUUGGUUCAACCGCAGCCCCGGGGAACCAAAGGUCCUUUUAAAUCACCGGGAUUUGCAAAGCAGUUUAAAAUUAUCGCCUGGCUUCGCGCUGGGCCGAGGGUUCAGUGGGAUCAGUAAGGGGAGUGAGAAAAUCAGCAGCUUUGACAAAGAUCUGGACAAAAAA
Molecule: messenger RNA, 2892 nt
Organism: Anguilla anguilla (European eel)
Lineage: Eukaryota; Metazoa; Chordata; Actinopteri; Anguilliformes; Anguillidae
Gene: fkbp8
Product: FKBP prolyl isomerase 8
Exons: 8
Coding region: 1-1374 (457 amino acids)
Molecular function (GO): peptidyl-prolyl cis-trans isomerase activity; protein binding
Source: RefSeq, a predicted model, not a curated record